Molecule: messenger RNA, 3314 nt
Organism: Chironomus riparius
Lineage: Eukaryota; Metazoa; Arthropoda; Insecta; Diptera; Chironomidae
Source: the annotation of a GenBank genome assembly
AUGAAGACGCUUUACAUAUUGUUGCUUGUAAUUUUUGUAACGAAAGGAACCAACGGUGAGUCAGAUGAGAUAUCUAAAAUAAUCAAACCAUCGACAGAUGAGAAAACGCAACAGCAAGCUGCAUUGAAUGUUAUAAGGCGUCUCAUUCAUGAAAAAGCUGAUAACGUAGCUAUAAAAGUGAAUUUUAAAUUGCCUGUAAAUUAUUUUAAGAUCCGUAAGACAAACAACUCGGAAAUAUUACGUAUUGAAGCAAGCAGCGGAGUUGCGGCUUGUAAGGCAUUUCAUUAUUAUUUAAAGCAUUACUGCAAUGCUCAUGUCUCGUGGGAUGGAUAUCAGCUUUCAACGCUCAAUGAAUUUCCAAUUGUCAAUGUCGAGAUGAAGGCAUCGAGCCAAAUCAUUUACUAUCAAAACGUCUGUACACAUAGUUAUAGUUUCUCAUUUUGGAAAUGGACGGAUUGGCAACGACAUAUUGAUUGGAUUGCGCUAUCGGGCAUUACAUUGACUUUAGCACCUUUCCAAGAGGACGUGUGGUUGGAUGUUUUUAAAGAGUAUGGUAUGACAAACGAUGAAAUUGGUCAACAUUUUGCAGGUGUUGGAUUUUUUGCAUGGCAAAGGAUGGGAAAUAUACGUGGAUGGGGUGGUCCACUAUCCGAGAAUUUCAUUAAAUUCGCAUCAGAUCUCCAGACACAAAUCAUAAAAGCAUCAAAUGAUCUCGGUAUAUCCGUCGCGUUACAGGCUUUUGAUGGACAUUUACCUGUACAUUUCAGAACAAUAUUUCCCAAUGCCUCAUUUUCAAUCACGACAAAAUGGAACAAUUUUCCAGAUCAAUAUUGCUGUCCAUUGUUUAUUGAACCCAUCGAUCCUCUAUUCAAGGAAAUUGGCGAGAAGUUCUUAAAAACGAUGAUUAAAAAAUAUGGAACGAAUCAUAUCUAUUUCAGUGACCCAUACAAUGAAGUAUUGCCAGCGAAAGCCAAUGCCAAUUAUAUACGAAAUGUUUCACAAUCUAUAUACUCAGCAAUGAGCGCCGUCGAUGAAAGUGCUAUUUGGUUACUUCAGGGAUGGUUUUUGGUCAACAGUGGAGCUUAUUGGGUUCCGAGUUUGACAAAAGCUCUUUUAACAGCCGUGCCACAGGGGAAAAUUCUAGUUCUCGACCUGCAAAGUGAACAACAUCCACAAUAUAAUAGAACGAAUUUCUUCUAUGGCCAACCAUUCAUAUGGUGUAUGCUUCACAACUUUGGUGGUACAUCAGGCAUGCACGGAUCAAUUCGAUUAAUGAAUGAAGAAAUCCCACAAGCUGCUAAACAAGUGAAUUCAACAAUGAUAGGUGUGGGAAUAACGCCUGAAGGAAUCAAUCAAAAUUAUGUAGUCUAUGAGUUUACACUGGAGAAGGCAUGGGAAUUUAAGGAAAUUAAUCACAAGCAUUGGAUUAAACGAUAUGCUAAUAAUAGAUAUGGUUUUGAGUCCAAUAAUAUUCAGCAUGGAUGGCUACAUCUCUUGAAAAGUGUUUAUGCAUUUGAAAGUUUUGAGAACAUACGUGGCAAAUAUGUUUACUGCAGAAGACCAUCAUUAAGACUCAAUCCAUGGAAGUGGUAUGAUGGAAAAUAUGUCCGAAAAGCUCUUAAAAAGUUCCUUAAUGCAGCCACGAACGAAAGCAAUUCAUUGAAUAAUUUAUUUGAACGUGAUUUAGUAGAUUUGACGCGCCAACUUUUGCAGAUCAAAGCAGAAGAAAUUUAUCCAUCUAUCGUUAAGUCAUUCAAGCAGAAAAAUUUAAAGCAGCUUACAACCAGCUCCAAUAUGUUUUUAGAUUUAUUGAAUGACUUAGAUUAUUUGCUCGAAACACACAAUGACUUCCUGUUGGGAAAAUUUCUCAAAAGUGCUAAAGAAAUGGCAUUUGAUGAUGCCGAACGGAAGCAAUUUGAGUUCAAUGCUCGAAAUCAAAUUACGUUGUGGGGACCGAAUGGACAAAUUGUUGAUUAUGCUACAAAGCAAUGGAAUGGAAUGUUUAAAGGAUACUUCAUUCCAAGAUGGCAGCUCUUUAUCGAACAAUUGAAAAACUCACUCCAGACAAAUGUACCAUUCAAUCAAUCGAAGUUCCAACAGGAUGUCUUUAAUCAAGUAGAACUUCCAUUCAAUGAAGAAAGUACGGAAUAUCCCACUGAGGCUAAAGGAAAUCCAGUUGAAAAAGCACACGAGUUGUUUUUAAAAUGGAGAAAUAUUACCAUUAAUUAAGAUGCCUGUGUACCUAAGCAUAAACAUAAGCAUAGUUGAAUUUAAAUAAUUUUAUGUAUUUUAAUAAAUUUACAAUGGAAAUAUAGGUCUAUAAAUAUUGAGUCACAAUCACAAUCGUAAUGACAUUAUUUAUCUCGAUUCGGGAGAAAAUUAUGUGGGUUGUGCCUUAAAGGAAAAGCAAGCAUAAAUCAAUGUAGAUAUUAUUACUCUCAAGGAUUCAAUUAAGAGCUUCAAUUUCUAUUUUAAUUGUGUCAAUUUUAUUUAAUGAGUUCUGUGAAAUAAUCACCGUACAUCAAGGGAUGACGUCAGAAAUUAAAUAUUGAAUUUAUUACUUUAUAUCUGUGGUUUUAAAUGCUCAAAAUAGGUUAAUUGUGGCAAAAUAACAAGGAGUGCAUAUUGAAAUUAACGCACAAAUAAAGUUUGUUUCGAAUUUUUUAUCAUAGACUCUAUUUCCCUUAUAUCCAAUGCUAAUAAUUCUAUAAAAGAAACUCUCGUGUAUAGUGACAGUGUUAAACAGUUCAGUCCCUUAGAGGGGAAAUAGUAAAUAAUUCAAACGUCAAAUCUAUUUGGUCCCAAUGCUUGACCGAAAUUAUUAAUUUAUUCACUGGCAUAACUCAAAGAUUAUUAUUAAAAUCUGCAUUAAAAUGAUGAAAGUUGAGCUGAUAUGAUUCAUCGAUUUUUGAUCUGCAGAGAAUUUCAAUUAGUAAACAAGUGAAUAUCAUUAAUAGAAUUGAUUGCAUACUUAUCAUCUUCACUCAGGAAAUAAGCCAUUUUUGUGGUUUGAAAGGCAUUGAAUGGCGUCCUUAAUGGGAUUGUAUAAGCUCCCAUAUUUUCAUAAUACAUAAUAUCGCCAAUUUCUAGCAUUUCCAAGUCAAUAUUCUCGCAUACUUUAUCAGUACUGUCGCACGUCGGUCCCCAAAUCGUGGUUUUGAAUGUCUCUCCGGUUCGUUUGUGCGACAGCACUUUAGGAAUUAUUUCCUCCGGACCGAGUGGGAUGAAAAGGAAGUUUGAGUAUACUCCCUCAUUCUGAUAGUACAUAAUGUCAAGAAUACUUCCAUCGACAUUUCUAGUGACCUUUCUUGAAU